Amoebophrya sp. A120 is the source of this 3352-nucleotide messenger RNA. The record is from the annotation of a GenBank genome assembly. Lineage: Eukaryota; Dinophyceae; Syndiniales; Amoebophryaceae.
GAAGCAGUGCUCGGUCAGGACACUGAUUCGUUUCUCGAACCAGGAAAGUCGCCGGGAUUUGUUAAUGGCGAGCGCGAUAGUGAUCUGUCCUCACAUUCUUGUUCGGAAUCGCAGUCGCAAAGCAGCGGUGAUGUUGUUGCCAGCUGCCCAACUGUCCCUGCCACUACGCCUGUAGCCGCCCGAGAACCACCUGCCCUGUUUUGGAACUGUCACGAUGUCGGAAGUUUUCUGUACGGAAUGGCGAAACUGCCAGACAGCGACCAGGAACGGCUGGUCUUUCCCUUUGCGGAGGAAUUUAUCCUGAGUAAAAACGUCCCCACAUCAGCAACACGAUCGGAAAUCUGCUAGACAAAUCAGCCAACUUUGGUUGUUUGGCAUGACAAGUCCGUCCUUGUAUUGUAGUCCUGUUCAGCUAGUUCGGAAGCAUCACAGAGGUAGCUUAGCAUGCUGAUUAUAGCAUAACAAAUUCCAAAACACGACUGGAAAUUACUUCUCAUGGGCCUGCGCAUGAGAAACGUUUUUGGCAUGCAGAAUUUAUUGUGUGACACCUAUGGGGUGGGGACGUUUUUAGAACUGAUAGAAUUUUUGAGGAAGUUAUCCCACCCAGCCUGCUUCAACGCCAUCUUCUGCCACAAACCGUCCGCAAAAUUAGCGAAGGUGCACUUGCGGAAUCUGUCUAACAUUUUGUACUUCUGCACCGAGUGGCGGUGGCGCGAGGACGCGCUUUUGGUGCAGGUGUUGGGCAAAGUGAAAGCGAUCAAAGAGUUUGAGAAGCUGGAUUGGCUUGCGUGCGUGCAGAUCAUCCGGUGCAUGGCCAUUCUCGACUGCCGGGAUAAAAUGCUGGAAGAGAGGAUUUUUCGCGAGGCGAGGAACGUGAUGUUGGGAUCACGAUAUGGAGAGAAAAAAGUUUAUAUAUCACAGUCAUUAACUUGCAGGCUUUGCAUUUAGAAAUUUUUUUAGCAUCACAACUUUCCUCUGUAUUGCAGAAACACUAGAGAAAUCCCUUAUGAAGUGUGGCUGUGAUGCAUUUUUACGCAUGACAGAAAGUUUUGUCUUGCGAAAAUGCGCAUGAGUGAUCGUGACGAACUUUUUUUCUUUGAUGCACGACCAGAAAGUUGUACUAGAGGUAGAGCAUCUUCAACCGACGUCGAAACAUCCGAGGAGACUGCUACUUGUUGCGAAAGAACAAACGCAGCCGGAGGUGUUGCUUUUGGCGCCACAAAGGCGGCCGAAAACAAUUCUGGACUUGUGGAGCAGGGGCACCGCCGGAGUAAGGGAGGACGCAGCAGCAUCACUGGAUCAUCUUCACCAGAUUUGCGACAAGCCGCGAACGUUGUCUGGAGCUUCUGCGUGUUAGGGGCGAAUGGCGGCGCUAGUAGUCCUCAUCGUUCUAGUGCCGACGCAGCUGCAUCCACAACCUUGACUGCGACAAAACCGAUUGACUGGCACCAGGCUAGCGAGUUUCGCGAUUUCGCGCAAGCCUGUUUGUUCGCUCCAAUCAUGGAACUAGAGAGGGUAGCGAUGGCGCGAGAAGAAGGAGCGACCACAGCGUCGAGUAGAAAUUCUUGCACCACCGCCACAACUGCAAGCCGUCUUUCGAGCAGCUGCACUGGCCGCGGGGAAGAUGAUGACGACCGUAUGGCCCGAAGAUAUCAAGCGCAAAUACCGCCAGCGCCGCGUUCUACGCACCACCACCUACACCAGACGGAUCUCCGGAUGGCGCUGCGUGCAGCGAUAGCGCUGGAUUUCACUGCAGAGGCGGAUUUUUUGCGAGCGAAACUGCAGCGCCUGGCCGUGACGUCGCAGGUGAAGAAAUUGAACACUGCACCUACGGGUUCGGGAGCAGACCAUCAAGGCGCAGCUAAGCUGGGAGCUAGUAGAGCAGCUACUUUCGGCGCGACGAGGGCUUCGUCGACUCCGGCGUCUGCCGAUCCCCGCGGAGUGAGGUCGUCCUACAUCUCGCAGAACACGCCAUUCACCGCUUUUGCGCCCACUCUAUCGGAGAAGUACCUGACCCGGGAAAUGGACAGCUUCGGCUUGAAGCACCGACGCGAAGUCUGGAUCACGCUUAUUACAGUGAAAAGUGCCCCCACCCCUGAAAUUGCAAAUAUUAAUAUUUGUGAUGCGAAGUUUCCAAAUGAAAACUUUUUGUCAUGCAUGAAAGGCGUGCGAAUCUUUCUGAUGCAGAUUCUAGGCGUGUAUCGCAUCACUUGCAUGACAAGCGCCGCUCUUGCUGGGAUCUUUUGCAAUACAGAUUUUUGCUCUUCACGAUCGGAAACCUGUGAUGCUAAUAGAUGCAUGAGGGCGAGUGUUUCAUUUGGAAAGGUUUGCAAUACCAAUGCUCCCAGGUUCGGGGGUGGGGGCAUUUUUCAUUGUAAUAACGCUGUUGGACCGGUCUGUGGACUUUGUGUUGGAUGUCGAUCCACAGUUCUUGCUGUCGUCGCGAAGGAGGAGGAACUCUAACAGCCAAAUUGUUCCCGGCGAUACCAACAAUGGGACUGAUCACAAUCAGCAUUGUUCUCAUCAUGAUGUGGUCCACAGGCCUACCAGCUGCAAUUUCUCCUACCCAGAGGAGCGAGACCGGACCAUCAUUCUGGAAUACGACGGCCCAAAUCAUUUUUUCCGGAGCAAGGGCUGCGAAAGAACCCCCACCGGAAAAGACAAAUUCGAGACGUGGCUGCUGGCGAAAAGCGGCUACGAAUUCUUCCGUAUGCCCUAUCUCGACUGCGACCCUUUUCGCGGGGAGAGGACGAAGAAAAAUGUAUCCGGAGGUGGUGUAGUUUGUCGAGUCCAUGUCUUUUGUCAUUAUAGAAGAUGGAAAAAAUAAGAUCAGAUGCAUCUGCUCUUGAGGUCUGUGCCUAGUACGUGGUACGAUUGAAAUGCAAGAAAGCACAAUAGCAAUAGCUUCGUUUGCUUCUCGACUUUGCUGCAUGAGCACUGCAACUCUUUGGCGUGGAGGCAUCUGAUGUUAAUUUCACUGGCGAUCAGCAGCACCAUCUUCGACGGAAAUUUGUACAAUUGUACGUAUACAAGACUUUCGACUUGACAUUCUUUCACCCAGCAUAGACUCGGGAACGGCUGUGGAAGGUGCUGAAGCAGCGGCUGGCGGCGAAGAGACAGAACUUGUUGGAGGAUGCUGGGAAUCAAAUUGAUGAUGAUGAUAGUCCAUCGCCUGCUCAAACUGCAACCGCGGUUGCAGGGGCGUGAAAGAACUGGACUUCUUCUCACUCUUACAUCGUCUGAAGUCUGAGUUUGUCUUUGUUCUUAGGUGGAUUUUUUCCAAGAAAAAGCGCAACAUGCAGGGCGCUGAACAUUCGAAAAAUUUUUGUGUGCCGCGCUAUCUUCAAUCAUC